CCGAAUUUUGCCUUAUUAGGUACUAUAAAAAAAAACUAGCUUUCAAACAAGUUACUAAAUCGUAUAAAUUCAUAUUAUUGCCUUAGAAUCAUAUUGUUGCUGUUCGCGAGUGCAGUGUAAAUUAAGCUUAAUUUACCUACAGGGAAAGUACCGCUGAUCGAAUAAAUCAUAUAUAAUCAACGAGCCGUCGAUAUUUCGUUACAAUCGGGAUUAAUACGUGUUACAGUGUAUAUAUAUACGAGCUGCAGCAAUCAUGAUGCGAUUACUGAGAGUACUUUUUUGUGCAUACAUCAUGGUUGUAAUUGUGAACGCGAUGCCAGAACCGAAGGAUCCAAGAGUUCCAUUCAAGUUCUACAGUCGUCAGGACUGGGGUGCCGCACCGGCAAACGACACGGUACCACUGAACACACCAGUACCGUACGUGGUCAUCCAUCACACCUACAUACCAGGAGCCUGUCACACAUUUGAGGAGUGCUCCAGGAGCAUGCUCUCAAUGCAGAAUUACCACGGUGUCACUUUGGAUUGGGGUGACAUAGGUUACAAUUUCUGCGUCGGCAGCGAAGGAGGUGCCUACGAGGGUCGUGGUUGGAAGACAAAGGGUAUCCAUGCUGGUCGCGCUAACGGCAUCAGCGUGGGCAUCUGCCUAAUCGGUGAUUGGAGAUCUGAACUGCCACCUUCCAUGCAACUUGAAACGACGAAGGCUCUUAUCGAAUCUGGCGUAGAGAAAGGCUUCAUCAGACCAGACUACAAGUUGGUGGGCCAUCGACAAGUGAUGUCGACGGAGUGUCCCGGCGGUGCGUUAUACGAACACAUAUCUGGUUGGGAACACUUCUCACCCACAUUCGUACCAAUGAAGGCUUAGAAUUGGUUCCCAAGUAUUUAAUUGUAUUAGUAAACAUUGUUAGUAGAAUAAGGCUCUUUGAUAUCGUAAAAUGUCAUUUGCAUUUUUGAUAGCAAUUUGCAUUUACUUCAAUCUUGAAAGUGAAAAACUAUAAUACGAAUUGAGUAUAGAAUA
Molecule: messenger RNA, 1015 nt
Organism: Chilo suppressalis (striped riceborer)
Lineage: Eukaryota; Metazoa; Arthropoda; Insecta; Lepidoptera; Crambidae
Source: the annotation of a GenBank genome assembly